AUGCUGAGGACCGGGGCUCUGUGGCUGCUGCUGCUGCUGCUGGCGCUUGCAGAGGGACGGGCGCUGUCGGAGGGCCCGGCCUGGGGCCUGUGCCAGCAGCUGUCUCAGAAGCUCUGCACGCUGGCCUGGAGUGCGCACUCCCCCCUGGGGCAGAUGGAUCUGCCGAGAGAAGAGGAAGAGGAGACUGCAAACGACGUCCCUCUGAUCCAGUGUGGGGAUGGCUGUGACCCCCAGGGACUCAAGGACAAUAGUCAGUCCUGCCUGCGAAGGAUCCACCAAGGCUUGUCUUUUUAUGAGAAGCUGCUGGACUCCGACAUCUUCACCGGGGACCCCUCUCUGCUCCCUGAUGGCCCCGUACACCAGCUCCGUGCCUCUCUCCUGGGCCUCAGGCAACUCUUAGCGCCUCAAGGUCACCAGUGGGAGACUGAGCAAAACCCGAACCCCAGUCCUAGCCAGCCAUGGCAGCGCCUCCUGCUCCGCCUCAAGAUUCUUCGCAGCCUGCAGUCCUUCGUGGCUGUGGCUGCCCGCGUCUUUGCCCAUGGAGCAGCGACCCUGAGCCCCUAAAGCAGCAGCCAAGGCUGGCGCCCACAUCGCCACACUCAGCACUAAGAUGAACCCAUCUGCCUGGGACCUGCGAACCGACAAGUUCAUUAGCCCGUUCAUGCUGUUGGAACUUGGAUCUGCUGACAAAUUACCCGUACUAAGUGAUGUUGAUCUAGGCCAAGACCAA
Sorex araneus (European shrew) is the source of this 730-nucleotide messenger RNA. RefSeq names its product interleukin 23 subunit alpha (gene IL23A). Gene Ontology annotation, biological process: positive regulation of T cell proliferation; positive regulation of T-helper 17 cell lineage commitment; immune response. The coding region runs from base 1 to 564 and encodes 187 amino acids. The transcript is spliced from 4 exons. NCBI's taxonomy places the organism in Eukaryota, Metazoa, Chordata, Mammalia, Eulipotyphla, Soricidae. The record is from RefSeq and is a predicted model, not a curated record. Gene Ontology annotation, molecular function: cytokine activity. Gene Ontology annotation, cellular component: extracellular region; interleukin-23 complex.